This is a messenger RNA of Megalobrama amblycephala (Wuchang bream), 9266 nucleotides long. RefSeq names its product sidekick cell adhesion molecule 2b (gene sdk2b). Gene Ontology annotation, molecular function: protein binding. The transcript is spliced from 47 exons. NCBI's taxonomy places the organism in Eukaryota, Metazoa, Chordata, Actinopteri, Cypriniformes, Xenocyprididae. The record is from RefSeq and is a predicted model, not a curated record. The coding region runs from base 834 to 7652 and encodes 2272 amino acids.
CACUGCGUGUCUUAUUGGAGCUCACCGCGCGGUGGCACCGUGCGUCAGCCCCCUCCGCGCGCACCGCUCUCUCCGAUCCGCUGCUCAUACGAUGCUGAAGAUCUUGAGCUCAACGGGCCGGUUCCUGGGCGGCAUUCAGUGAUGACAGUUUGAUCUCUCACGUAUACCGUUUUUCACCCUCGUACACAGCGGAGCUUCACGCACAGCAUGGUUCGUUUGGACCAAACGGCACCGUGGCGCACUAAAACGGGACUUGGAAAGUUACUUAUGCCGAAUGAAGCUUAUUCUGCAUCUGGGCGGACUCAGUGAACGGGAGGUUCUUCACUGCAAAAGACUCGUCUUGGGGAUAACAACAGCAACGCGCCAGGAACAGAGACUAACUUUUGGUUAUUGGACUGAGAUUAACACAGCAUUAUUGAUUAUGAGCGAAUUAUCACCCGUCUAAUCAGAUACUGGAGACCGUUAUCAACAGUUCGUGAACUAGAAGCGUUUGCGCUCUGGAUUGGGAAUAUACUCAUUGAUCAAACAUUUAUUAAGUAAACGAAUGAGAGUAGAGACGGUGGAUGAAUGAAAAAAAAAAAAAGUCUAUUUGAUCAAUGAAAAAUCCGAAUCUCUGUGCACUGGAGUCGUAGACUGUGCGUGCGUAAUUGCGCAAAGUUUUAACCUAAACAAACUCUCACUUGCAACCUAACAAAAUUCAAGGUUAAAAUAUACAUGUAAAGGAUUAGUCUUUUAUUGAGUCGCACAAGACAUCGCUUCACUUGAGCAAAGACGCGUCAGAGACACUCUCGAAAAUUACGCGCACAACUGUGGCUGGACUGUGGAGGAGCAACAUGUACCCGGCGUGCCGGACAACCGCGUUCAGUAUCUCUCCAUCUGCUCCUCUGGCAAUGUUUGGGAAUUCGGGUAAAGCGAGAAAGAGACCCUGUUGGAUUGUAAUAUUGCUGUCGGUGCUCCUACAUCUGGCGUCAGCACAAGAUGAUGUUCCUCCAUACUUUAAAACAGAGCCGGUACCGAGUCAGUUGCACCUGGAAAGGAACCGGUUGGUUCUGACCUGUAUGGCCGAAGGGAGCUGGCCUUUGGAAUUUAAAUGGAUUCACAACGAUACAGAGAUCACACGCUUCUCGCUGGAGUACAGGUAUUUGAUACCGUCUCUGGACAGAUCGCAUGCUGGCUUCUAUCGGUGUAUUGUGAGGAACAGAGUCGGAGCGUUGUUACAGAGGAGAACCGAAGUACAAGUGGCAUAUAUGGGAAGUUUUGAGGAAGGAGAACGAGCUCAAGCCGUAUCCCAAGGAGAAGGAGCUGUUAUACCGGCGCCUCACAUUCGCUGUUUCCCUCAACCACAGGUUACCUGGUUCAGAGACGGACGCAAAAUCCCUCCCAGCAGUCGAAUAGCCAUUACUCUGGACAAUACGCUGGUCAUCCUGUCCACCGUGGCUCCAGAUGCCGGAAGAUACUACGUACAAGCCGUAAAUGACAAGAACGGCGAAAACAAAACAGGCCAGCCCAUAACGCUGUCCGUAGAAAAUGUUGGUGGUCCAGCAGACCCCAUCGCACCCACCAUUGUCAUCCCGCCGAGGAACACCAGCGUCAUCUCCGGCACCUCUGAGGUCACCAUGGAGUGUGUGGCCAAUGCUAGGCCAUUAAUAAAGCUGAGCAUCAGUUGGAAGAAGGACGGCGUUCUGAUGAGGAGUGGACUGAGUGAUUUUAACCGUAGACUGACGGUGUUGAGUCCAGUGGUCAGUGACUCUGGCUUCUACGAGUGUGAAGCUGUCCUCCGUAGCAGCAGCGUUCCCUCUGUCAGCGCUGGAGCGUACCUGCAUGUGCUUGAACCGCCUCAGUUUGUAAAGGAACCAGAGAAACACAUCACAGCUGAGAUGGAGAAAGUGGUGGACAUUCCCUGCCAGGCCAGAGGUGUUCCUCAGCCUGAUAUCGUGUGGUACAAGGACGCAGUACCCAUAAGCCCAGUGAAGACCCCGCGCUACAGAGUGCUGGCAGGGGGUAGUCUCCAGGUUAAUGGCCUUCUGCCUGAUGACACCGGAAUGUUCCAGUGCUUCGCCCGCAACCAGGCUGGAGAGGUGCAGACCAACACCUAUCUCGCUGUUACGAGUAUAGCUCCGAACAUCACAGCAGGACCAUCCGACAGCACUGUGAUUGACGGCAUGUCAGUUAUCCUGCACUGUGAGACCUCAGGAGCGCCCCGUCCUGCCAUCACCUGGCAGAAAGGAGAACGAGUGCUGGCAAGCGGCUCGGUUCAGCUACCGCGGUUCACUCUCCUGGAGUCAGGAAGUUUACUCAUAAGCCCCUCCCACAUAUCGGACGCCGGCACCUACACCUGCAUGGCCAGCAACUCCCGUGGCAUAGACGAGGCCUCGGCUGAUCUCGUGGUCUGGGCACGUACACGCAUCACUAAUCCACCUCAGGAUCAGAGCGUCAUCAAAGGAACAAAAGCCACCAUGACCUGCGGUGUGACGCAUGACCCCAGCGUCUCAGUCAGGUUUGUUUGGGAGAAGGACGGUCAGGUGAUCUUCCCUCUGUCUCUGCCUCGACUGCGACUGGAUGUCAAUGGAACUCUGCACAUCUCUCAGACCUGGUCAGGUGACAUCGGCACAUACACCUGCAGAGUGACAUCAGUGGGCGGCAAUGAUUCCCGCAGCGCACACUUACGCGUGAGGCAGUUGCCUCAUGCCCCUGAGAACCCCACCGCAGCGUUAAGCACCACAGAGAAGAGAGCCAUAAACCUGACGUGGGCCAAACCUUUUGAUGGGAACAGCCCUCUUAUUCGCUACAUUCUGGAAGUGUCUGAAAACAACGCUCCUUGGACGGUCCUGUUGGCCAACAUUGAGCCAGAGUCGACUGCUGUAACGGUCAACGGGUUGAUCCCGGCACGCUCGUACCAGUUCCGCCUGUGUGCCGUCAACGACGUUGGCAAGGGCCAGUUCAGCAAGGAGACUGACCGGGUCUCUCUUCCAGAAGAGCCGCCCAGCGCUCCGCCUCAGAAUGUCAUUGCCAGUGGCCGCACCAACCAGUCCAUCAUGAUUCAGUGGCAGCCACCACCAGAAAGCCACCAAAAUGGCAUCCUGAGAGGGUACAUCAUCCGGUAUCGCCUGACCGGUCUGCCUGUGGAUAUCCAGUAUAAAAAUAUCUCUAACCCUGAUGUCACCAACCUGCUGCUGGAGGAUCUCAUCAUCUGGACUAAUUAUGAAAUUGAGGUGGCGGCCUAUAAUGGAGCUGGACUGGGUGUUUACUGCCAUAAGGUUACAGAGUGGACACUCCAGGGAGUUCCCACCAUCGCUCCAGGCAAUGUGAAAGCAGAGCCCGUCAACUCCACCACUAUACGCUUCACCUGGACAGCCCCGAACCCGCAGUUCAUCAACGGCAUCAACCAGGGCUACAAGCUGUUAGCAUGGGAGCCAGGAAAGGAAGAUGAGAUGACAGUAGUGACAGUUCGACCGAACUUCCAGGACAGCGUGCAUGUAGGUCACAUCACCGGCUUGAAGAAGUUCUCGGAUUACUUCACCUCUGUGCUCUGCUUCACCACACCUGGAGAUGGUCCUCGCAGCCCUCCACGACGCCUGCGCACACAUGAAGACACUCCUGGUGCUGUGGGUCACCUGAGCUUCACUGAGAUUCUAGACACUUCUCUCAAAGUCAGCUGGAGAGAACCCAACGAGAAGAACGGCGUUCUGACUGGGUAUCGUAUAUCAUGGGAGGAGUAUAACCGUACUAACACUCGGGUUACACACUACCUGCCUAAUGUUACUCUGGAAUACAGAGUCACUGGACUGACUGCUCUCACCACGUACACCAUUGAGGUGGCCGGAAUGACCUCCAAGGGUCAGGGUCAGCUGUCGUCUUCAACAAUCUCUUCAGGAGUACCACCAGAGCUUCCCGGGCCUCCCACAAACUUGGCCAUCUCAAACAUCGGCCCUCGAUCAGUAACCUUACAGUUCAAGCCAGGAUAUGACGGCAAGACUUCAAUUUCUCGUUGGCAGGUGGAGGCCCAGGUCGGUAUCAUUGGAGAGAAUGAGGAUUGGGUGAUGGUCCAUCAGCUGGCCAAUGAGCCCGAUGCUCGCUCUCUGGAGGUCUCCGGCCUCAACCCCUACACCUUUUAUAGGUUUCGUAUGCGUCAGGUGAACAUAGUGGGCACCAGUCCACCCAGCCAGCCUUCUAGGAAGAUCCAGACCCUGCAGGCUCCUCCUGAUAUGGCCCCUGCAAAUGUCACCCUGCGGACAGCCAGCGAGACCAGCCUCUGGCUCAGAUGGGUGCCUCUUCCUGAAUGGGAAUACAACGGGAACCCUGAUUCGGUGGGUUACCGUGUGCAGUACAGCAGGACUGGAGCUCAGUCCAAAGCCCUGCUGCACGUCAUCGCAGACCGCCUGGAGAGAGAGUUCACCAUCGAGGAUCUGGAGGAGUGGACGGAGUAUGAGGUCAGAGUUCAAGCCAUCAAUGGCAUUGGAGCAGGACCAUGGAGUCAACCCGUACGCGGAAGAACCCGAGAGUCAGUCCCCUCUUGUGGCCCCACAAAUGUUUCUGCAUUUGCCACUACCUCCAGCAGCAUUCUGGUCCGCUGGUUUGAAGUUCCCGAACCCGAUCGGAAUGGACUUAUCCUGGGCUACAAGGUGGCUUAUAAGGAGAAGGAUUCAGACUCUCCUCUUCAGUUCUGGACGGUGGAAGGAAACGCCAGCCAUAGUGUUCAGCUGACCGGACUGGGGAAGUAUGUUCUGUAUGAGAUCCAGGUGCUAGCCUUCACCCGCAUUGGAGACGGCCGACCCAGCUCUCCUUCAAUCCUGGAGCGAACCCUUGAUGAUGUGCCCGGGCCACCUGUCGUCAUUCUGUUUCCUGAAGUCCGGACCACCUCUGUCAGGCUCAUCUGGCAGCCACCUUCCCAACCCAAUGGGAUCAUCCUGGCCUAUCAGAUCACAUACCGCCUGAACUCCACCAAUAGCAACACAGCCACGUUUGAUGUCUUGAACUCCAGCGCACGGCAGUAUACCGUCACCGGACUGAGGCCGGAAUCCGUGUACGUGUUCCGUAUAAGAGCACAGACACGCAAGGGAUGGGGAGAGGCAGCUGAGGCUUUGGUGGUCACCACGGAGAAAAGAGCUCGGCCCCAGCCCACCAGCCGUCCUACAGUCCCCCAGGAAAACGUACAGGCACGCAGUGUGCUAUUAUCAUGGGAACCCGGCAGCGACGGUUUAUCGCCAGUCCGGUAUUACACGGUUCAGGUCAGAGAGCUGCCCGAGAAGAACUGGACGGUUCAUUCUGCGUCUGUUAGCCAUGAGUCCAGCUCCUACAUCGUAGACAGACUGAAGCCCUUCACCUCCUAUCAGUUCAGAGUGAAGGCCACUAAUGAUAUUGGAGACAGUGACUACAGUGAAGAGAGUGAAGCCAUCACAACACUACAGGAUGCUCCAGACGAAUCUCCCACAAUCCUGACUGUCACGCCACACACCACAACCUCUGUGCUGAUCUGCUGGCAGCCCCCUCCUGAGGAGAAAAUUAACGGGAUCCUGCUGGGCUUCCGAAUCCGAUAUCGGGAGUUGCUUUACGAUCGGCUCCGAAGUUUCAGUGUUCAUACCAUCAGUGGCGCUUCAACCAGCUGGGCAGAACUCACCUCUCCAUAUAGCUUACGGAAUCUCAGCGAGCCGUCCCUCACUCAGUACGAGCUGGACAAUCUUAUGAAACACAAGCGAUAUGAAAUCAGAAUGAGUGUGUACAAUGCUGUUGGUGAGGGACCAACUAGCUCACCACAGGAAGUGUUUGUUGGUGAAGCAGUUCCGACUGCCCCGCCUCAAAAUGUGGUCAUCCAAUCAGCUACUGCCACACAGUUUGAUGUGACGUGGGACCCUCCUCCGCUGGAGACUCAGAAUGGAGACAUUCAGGGUUAUAAGAUUUUCUUUUGGGAAUAUCAACGGAAAAACGAGACAGAGAAACUGCGGACACUCUUCCUGCCAGAGGGAGGGGUGAAGCUGAAGAAUCUAACGGGCUACACCACCUACAUGAUCAGCGUUGCUGCUUUCAACGCAGCCGGCGAUGGGCCACGCAGUCCACCGACCAGAGGAAGAACCCAACAAGCUGCUCCCAGCGCUCCCAGUUUCAUCCAUUUCAGCGAGCUCACUACCACCUCUGUCAACGUGUCGUGGGGCGAGCCUGUCUUCCCUAAUGGUAUCAUCGAGGGUUACAGACUCAUCUACGAGCCCUGCAUGCCUGUUGAUGAGUCCUCAGUGGCCUGUGUCGACUGUCUUCACUCCCCCUCCCCCCCAGGCGUCAGUAAGAUCGUGACGGUGGACGUGAAGGGGAACGCCCCCCUGUGGCUGAAAAUCAAAGACCUGGCGGAUGGCGUCACGUACAACUUCCGCAUUCGUGCCAAAACCUUUACCUAUGGUCCGGAGGUGGAGGCCAACAUCACCACAGGACCUGGAGAAGGAGCCCCGGGCCCUCCCGGUGAGCCCUUCAUCUCUCGAUAUGGCUCCGCCCUCACCAUCCACUGGGCCAAUGGGGAUCCUGGGCGAGCACCCAUCACACGCUAUGUUAUUGAGGCCAGACCCUCAGAUGAAGGCUUGUGGGACAUCUUAAUCAAGGACAUUCCCAAGGAAGUGACAUCAUACACCUUCAACAUGGAUAUCUUGAAACAGGGAGUCAGUUAUGACUUCCGUGUCAUUGGGGUGAAUGACUAUGGGUAUGGCUCUCCAAGCCAACCGUCACCAUCCAUAUCAGCUCAAAAAGUGGCUCCAUUCUAUGAGGAAUGGUGGUUUCUGGUAGUGGUGGCUCUGGUCGGCCUCAUUUUCAUCCUGCUUCUAGUUUUCAUCCUCAUCAUCAGAGGCCAGAGCAAGAAAUACGCCAAGAAAUCUGACUCAAGCAACAAUUCCAACUGCAAUGCACUGGCACAUGGAGAGAUGGUCAGUCUGGACGAGAGCCGCUUCCCCGCCUUGGAGCUUAACAAUCGUCGACUGUCAGUCAAAAAUUCCUUCUGCCGUAAAAAUGGUGUCUAUACCAGGUCACCUCCUCGACCCAGUCCAGGCAGUCUGCACUAUUCCGAUGAGGACGUCAGCACCAAGUACAAUGACCUGAUCCCAGCAGAGAGCAGCAGUCUCACAGAGAAGCCCUCAGAGAUCUCAGAUUCACAGGACAAGACUCGCUGUGCUGAAACUUUCUCAAAAGUAGGAUACAGCCCUCCAGGACAGGAGGCGCUUGUUUUCUCCUUUAAGACUGGGGGCCUCCAUACUCUUCCAACUCAAUGGGGCAGCGACAGCGAAUACGAGGUGGACCCCAACCGGCAGAAGACCCAUUCCUUUGUCAACCACUACAUCAGCGACCCUACCUACUACAACUCCUGGCGCAGGCAGCAGAAGGGGAUCUCCCGAGCGCAGGCCUACAACUACACGGAGUCUGAGUCCGGAGAGCCCGAACACUGCGCCCCUCCGCCACCUCUGCCUCCUCUUCCCCCGUUCCCCCCACAGCUCAGUUCCCCUACGCCCCAAAGCCAGUCCCAGACUGGCAGCCUUUUUAGACCGAAGGGAAGCCGGACUCCCACUCCAUCCCAGCAGAGCUCCAACCCACCCAGUCAGCACGGCACACUUUACCGGCCCCCAAGCAGCUUGGCCCCAGGCUCCCGGGCCCCCAUCGCCGGCUUCUCCUCCUUUGUUUGACAGAAUAAAAAUAUCGGUACAGGAAACACAAAACGAAGGCAGGGGGGAUCUCUUGUUUUCCCAAACGCCAGGUCAAACUCACGUCUAUCGAAGAACAACAACAAACAUCAGCCCUGGUUCUGUUGUGCUUUAUUUGUCAUUGCAAGCUGAUUUUAUUUUUGUAUUCUUUCUUUGAUCACAGUUUGUUUGUUUUUUUUCGUUUAGGUUUUUGUUUUGUUUAUCUGCUUGGGUGUGUUCAGUGUUUCACUUGCAAUGAAAGACAAUCACUUGGAAAGACAUGUAAACGCAUCGGUGAGCUGUAUUUGUUUUGCUUUGGGCUUUUUUGUGCUGCCUUAAAAAAACUGCAUGACUUUUUUGUUCAAACAAUUCUUUUCGUUUGCUUUUUCAUUUUGUUGUUAUUGGUUCUUUUGUUGUAUUGAGUUCCACAAAAGAGUACAACACCAACACUAAGUUUCGAAUGCUGGACAGAAGCACCAACAUGUGAAAAAGAAAAAAAAAAGGCUAUGGAGAAGAUCUCAGCACUUGGACCACCAGCGGAGACUAACAUUAAGAAAAAUGCUAAAUGGUGUUUUUUUACUGUGGUAUUUUUGUUCUUACACAGAUGACAAAGUACUGUGGUGAUUAUGAGAGGUUAAAGUUCAUUUGACUAGAGACUAUGAUCUGAUAAAGACCCGCCUGCACUUAGCACAUGUUUGAGUUGGAAAGUCAGCAUCAUUUAUUGAUGUUACAGGUCAGUUUUCACCAGUGCUCUAAAAAGGCCAAAGGUCAAAUUAAGUGCUUAAUGCUAAUCUGUGUUUUGAAUGUUUUUUUGGUUUUUUUCCAGAUGUGAAAUGUAGAUUGUGUUCAUAAAACCGAGGACUGGAGCACGAGUAUAUUUGUCGUGUGAAACUGAUAGAUAAAAGGCCAAAUAUGUAAGAGUCUGAUUUACUAUGAUAUUAUUAUACUAUUGCUCUGGAUUCAUUCAGAUUCAGAGGAUUCAUGUCAGCAGCGGGUGUGUAUGUGUGUGUACGUGGUGGGCGGGGUCAUUUGUUGCUCCUUUUGAUUUGACUCUAUGAUGUCAUCCUGAGCUUCAGGUUGCACUUCCGCCAUGCAAACGGUAACGUCAGACACAAACCUAAAAUAAACAACAGUGGAUAUGGGAUCUUUGCCAGCAUCUCAGGCGGAGCUGGAUGUCAAACAUACUCAUUAAAGAGUUCCUGUUCACACACACCUCAGAUUUUCACUUUACAUGACUCUGCCAGUGAUGCCAUCUUCGCUGUUCACAUAGAUCAUCUGGCAAGACGUAACGUCGUAGAAGCUGAUGACAUUUUUAAAGAUUGUGCAACCAAGCAAAUGUAUUGUACCUGUGAACUUCGGACCGUGGAUUUUUCACCACUUCGCUUUGACGCGGCUAUUCAAAGUUACUGAAGAUAAAAGAAAAUGGACUAAGGGACCCAACAUGACGCCAGCAGAGAACUAAACGGCACUUGCACAGCUUACUUGUGAGGUUUAAUGAUGUUGUUUGCUUUUUAUUUUCCGUGAAGUGAUUUUACUGUCUGUAUAAACAAGGUCAAUCACAUUGCUCAGUCUGCCUGAACACAGUAUAUUCCUAAAUAAAUUAUGUUUUCUGCAAAA